CGGAACAUACAAGGGUCGGCACUUAUUUUAUGUGUCUUUUUUCGGUGGUUAACCUCACUGUCCUUUAAAAUGAUUUGUCACAAAGACAUUGCCACAGAUGACCAAAGAUUUCAUAAAUAUUUAAAAUGGUAUGUCAGGUAAAUUAGCCUUUUUGGUUCAGCUUCUAGAAUGCACUAGCUUAGAAAUUUGUAGACGCGUAUCGAAAUCUUUUUUAGAUUGUGUUGGAGGAGAGCAGUUAAAAAUACAACUAUAGUGCGCUCGUUUACGUGGGUUUUGCGAUAAUUUCAAUGAAAGAUUAUAAUUAACAUUAUUGUUUUAAGCUAUGCCAGAGGAUAAAUAUUCUAGUGUUCAUUUCCUCUUGCCAUGUUGGCUGUUUUUAUACUUUCUACUUGCAAAUUAUUCAUUAGUCAUCGACUUAGCCACUGAGAGAUUGCAUAGGGGAAAUGAUUCAACUUUGAAUUAGCUUUUUCUUGAGUAAUUCACGCAGGUUUCUCAAUGGCUCUCUAUUGCUGUGAACAGAAUUUUGUCCAAAUAUUAAUGCAAAUGAUGUGAUGUUCAUCAAGAGAACGUCAGGGCCGACCAUUGUUGUAAUUGGACCCUCGUCCAUUCGUAUACUUACCAAGUAACUAAUGUACAUGGGUUACAAUAAGGACACUCAAAAAGGAUUUAUCCUGUUUCACCGGACGUUGGAGAGAUUUCAAUAGUAAUGCUGUUUGUUGGUGUUGCAUGAACAAAUGAGAUAUUGAAGUUUAUCUUUCAAGAAAGGUGUCGCAGGUUACGAUAUACUAGCGUAGCUUCAAAACGAUUUGCCUUUCAUGUGACCACGCUGUUCUUUGGUUAACCUCAGCCAUAUUGAUCAUCAAAUCAAGAGUUUUUACAUAAAAGCUUGAGCAGUCGCCAUCGGUUUUAAUAAUGACCGAGACUGACGAACAAGGACAUUUUGACGGAACAGCACCAGUGGCGCUUUUAGCAGGAGUCUGUAGCGCAUUGUUAGGGUUAGUUUCAUUCGCAACAAACAGUGUUCUUCUUUUGACUCUUUUCAAAGAUCCGUAUAAUUAUUUCCGAGCGCGCCCCACGACUUUUUUCGUUGCAAGCCUUUCGUUAAGUGAUUUUCUUGGGGGAGCUUUCGUGCAACCUUUGUACGCAACAUACAUGCUUUGCCUUCCAUGCGGAGUUAAGAUAUCGAACUUAUUCAAGAUUUGUAUGAUUUCUUCUCAUAUUAGCACCAAAAUAUCAAUUUUUACGGUCGUCGCGUUAUCAGUGGAUAGAUUCCUGGCCGUUAAGCUUAUUUGGAGGUAUAGAUCGCUUAUGACAGUCAGAAGAGUCAUUAUAUGUAAUAUAUUAAUAUGGCUUUUUUGCGGACUAUUUGAAGCAUCGCACUCGACUAGUAUAUCAGAAGAAAUACUCCACUUAGUGGAUCUUCAUCUUCAAACAACAGUUCCACUGGCUAUACUUUGCGUUGUCUACACAGCGACUUACAUUGAAUUUCGUCGAUAUUCAAGAAACGUUACGAUCUUGCAUCAGGACAGUGGUGGGAGAAGGCGCUUUUUUGUUCAGAAUAUCCGAUUGGAGAAAAGGAUUGUUUUGACAAUUAUCGUGAUCAUAAUCGUGCUCUUCAUAUCACUUAUGCCUUACCUAAUUGUUACUAACUUGGUAGAGCAGUGUCGCGAGGAAGAAAGCGAUGUGUGUAGUAGAGCAGCCUUUAAAGUAACAAGAGCUCUGUCAAUAUCGAUGUUGUGUGUCAGCUGCGCUGUAAAUCCGUUUGUAUAUGCGUGGAGAAUACCGCAGUACCGAGAGGCGCUGAAAGCUGUUUGGCGUGCAACUUUCAGCCGAUGUAGGCGACAGAACCGAACCACACGUAGAAGUGCUCUGGCGUCUGAAAGGGUAAUUGAACAGAACACUCCCGCAAGGGAUCAGAUUCAACCAAAGAAUGACUGACUGAAAUCGCCAAGACUUGCGCACGAGAGUUUAAGGCUAUAAUUUCUAUUCAGGAUUUUGUACUUUUUUUCUGGAAGGGUUAUCGUUGUAAAAAUUCUUAGGCUUGUUUCAAGAGCUCAAGACCUAGUUUUUAAAGCUCGAGUGUAAAAUGUCUCAAAGACGAAUUUGAAAGCUUAACGAUGAAAAGAAAAACACAUUUCAAUCAUCCGCAUUUUUCAUUACUUUUUCGGGAUGAGGCCAAAUAAAAACUAUGGAAAUUUGA
Messenger RNA from Stylophora pistillata, 2200 nucleotides. Its product is annotated as adrenocorticotropic hormone receptor-like. Lineage: Eukaryota; Metazoa; Cnidaria; Anthozoa; Scleractinia; Pocilloporidae. Gene Ontology annotation, molecular function: G protein-coupled receptor activity. Gene Ontology annotation, cellular component: plasma membrane. The record is from RefSeq and is a predicted model, not a curated record. Gene Ontology annotation, biological process: G protein-coupled receptor signaling pathway.